GGGUGUUUAUUGUAGAUCUAGAUAGAAAGCACCUGGUAUCCAUAUCCUCCCGUCUUUGCCUCUAGGGCUUGAGGACUGGAUGGAGGACGUCAUUGGAAACCCGAAUUAAGGUUUGAGAACUUAUGCACCAUUAGAAAUCAACAUCCAGCGUGUCGUAUCGUACGUGCACACGAUGAUAGAUUGAUCCAUCAAUACUUGCACACAAUCGCAGCAUAUAUAUUUCCGUGUCCUCUUCCUUUCUCUCAUCAUACCUUCUCGUCUGACCACCAUCGAUCUCAUUAUCGCCGUCUUCACCCAAACUCCCCUGGCACGCACAAACCGCAAAGCCGCAGAAAUCCCAGCACCUACCCACCAGGUACCUAACAGCACAUUCCCAGACCGGCUAUCAACACAACCGGCAUCCGUCUAGCCCAACUCCAACCCCUCACAGCUGUCUUUCGCUCUCGGAAUCCACGGAAGUGUCACUUGUGUCCAUUCUCCAUUGCCAACCCAUUUCAAAGCAGACAGACAAACAAGCCAAACCACAUCUAUUAAAAAGCAAAGAAGAGAAAGAAACUUAUUUCCUUACUUACUACUACCUACACACUCUCCCAAUUUCUUCAUCUAUUCAUCCUCGCAUUGCCACCAUAAAUCUGCAAUAAAUUACAUAAAUUACAAGAAAUAUAAAUAAAUUAUCCAAAGCAAUCGCUGUAUUCUCUUAUAUCCGCUCUAUCUCCUCAUUACAUAUCUCACAUCCAAGUAUCGAAUCAACUUGGAGGAAAAAGAAAGGAAAAAACAAAAACAAAAAAAGCGCCAGCCUGCGUGAAAACGGACUCUUGCAUUUCUGAUUUCGAUUCUUCCCUUCGCAGAGGGGAAAGUGUGAGUCUGAGCAUUGCAUCGCUUUUCUUUGUUGUGUAUCUGGAGAUACAUAGAUAGGUAUAUAUACUGAGCUACAUACGUAUAUCCUUUACACAUAUAUAUACGACUACGACUACUACUCCUACCACCACCACCAAAGUAAAUCUUCUUUGGCUAACGGCUUGGGAUUGAGGUUCCUUCACAUUUACAUUGUUCUCUUCGAGAUCGUUUCUGCAGUGCAUUGGGAACGAAAUCGAUCUCGACAUCAAAUUCCGAAUUGGGAUUGAAAUUGCAAUUGAAACCGGAUUGGGGAUUUGGGGGAUUGGGGAAUUCGAUUUUCUCGUCGACGGUAUCGGCUGGGGAUAUCUUUAUACUUUAUUCUUAUUUUUCUAUUUCUGUUUUAUUUGUUCAUCGAUUUAUAUAUACCAGCAAUGACACGAUUACUAUCAAGGAGUUCUCUCACCUCAUCCCGCUCCACGACCCUCCUAAUCGCUUUCCUCUCUCUAACAUCCAACACCCUCUCUUCCAUCUUCUUCCACCAACUUCCCGACGAGCCAUUCCACCUCGCCGUUAACUAUGGAUUGUAUCUACAUUUUGCAAAUGUCAUGAGUGUUUUUGGGGUCAUUGGGGCUUUGAGGAAACACUCCCUCUCCAUCCUCUGUUUCUCAAACUAUCUCCUCCUCGACACGCUCCUCAGCGCCAUCCCCCGUCUCCUCCUCCUAACUCUCCUCUCCAAUUCCUCUUCUAUCCUUUGCACGCCCUCCUCAACCACCUCUCUUGAUUUCGCCACCGUCACCCAACCUCCACCCCUGUCGCAAGAUUCGCAAGAAAUAAGUCUCGCUUCCUACAGCAUCUCUACCAGUAUCCCCGCAUCGUCGCAUAUGGCUUCGUUUGCGGAUUUUGUCGGCAACACCGGAGGGGAUGAUGGAUGGACCGAAAGUGGAUGUAAGAGGAUUAUUACGUUGGGAUAUAUAACGUUGAUUGCGGGGGUGAUGGUAGCCAUGGGACUGCAGGUUUUGGGCGCGCUUUGUGUGAGAGAUUACGCGAGGGUGUUGUUUGUGAAUGAGGAGAUGAGGAGUGAUGGUGGAGAGUGGGAAAGGGAGAUGGGGGAUAGGGAAAGGGAAAGAGGGGACGUAGAGAGGGGGGAGAAGGUGAAGGUGGUGGAGAGGGAGGGGUUUAGACCACUCUUGGUAUUGGAAAGGGAGAGGGGCGAAGACUUUAGGAGGAUGACGCCGAUUGUGGAGGAGAGGGAAUACUUUUAAAUGAUGAAAGUGAUUGAGGAAGUAGUGGCGGCAGGAGACGAUGAGACGAGAAUCUCUAUUUACAUACCCAAGGGGUACAUCACCCGAGGAUAUGAAUCAUGCAGUCAAACGAGACAGGAAGACAUGAACCCGAAAUAGUGAAAUUGUAUUUUACGAAAGAAAGUAGAAGAAGCCUGCAGAUGACGAACGACACACGAAGCGAGCUUUGGAUUGCCAUGAUUGGGCCUGUAUAUAUCAUUGGAGGAAAACAUAUAGCAUAUAGCACGCAUGAAAACACGAAGUAUGAAUAUGGGGAGGGGAUAGGGCGCUCAUUUAGAUACCAUUAUAUUACUACCGUUACCAUUGGGGAAGAAAGAAAGAAAGAAGAAUAAGCGUAAUAAUGAAUUAAGAAUAUGUACAUGUAUACA
Messenger RNA from Botrytis cinerea B05.10, 2506 nucleotides. RefSeq lists its product as hypothetical. Bases 1269 to 2099 code for a protein of 276 amino acids. Lineage: Eukaryota; Fungi; Ascomycota; Leotiomycetes; Helotiales; Sclerotiniaceae. The transcript has 3 exons. The record is from RefSeq and is a predicted model, not a curated record.